Messenger RNA from Paramuricea clavata, 363 nucleotides. NCBI's taxonomy places the organism in Eukaryota, Metazoa, Cnidaria, Anthozoa, Malacalcyonacea, Plexauridae. The record is from the annotation of a GenBank genome assembly.
AUGGCAAAUGAUCCACAAAAAGCAAAUGAUCCAAACAAUCCACAAAAAGCAAAUGAUCCAAACGAUCCACAAAAAGCAAAUGAUCCAAAUGAUCUACAAAAAGCAAAUGAUCCAAAUGAUCCACAUAAAGCAAAUGAUCCACAAAAAGCAAAUGAUCCAAAUGAUCUACGAAAAGCAAAUGAUCCAAAUGAUCCACAAAAAGCAAAUGAUCCACAAAAAGCAAAUGAUCCAAAUGAUCUACAAAAACAAAUGAUCCAAAUGAUCUACAAAAAGGAAACGAUCCAAAUGAUAUACAAAAAAGAAAUGAUCCAUAUGCACCAGCCAAGAAGCCUGUUGAAUUGCACCAGCCAAGAAGCCAGUUGA